GAGCGCCACCAGGUGUUGCCGACGUGCGACGACUAUGUGUGGUAACGCGGCGCACGCGAAUUGGCAUCCGAUCGAACGUCGGCCACUUCUUGCACGAGCGGAUUUCGUAUUUCAGUCUGUCCGGUGCGUUCAAUUCAGCGAGAUCGCCGCCUCCGCCAAAGAGCAAGAUCCAAAAGACACACGGGUUGUGUGACGACGAUAUUAUAUUCAGCCAACAAAUACACACGCACGCACGCUCGCAUUGUCCCCGCAUUCGGUCAAUCAGAGUCGGAGAGACAAUAGAGACAUAAUAGUUUAAGAACGGAAGCCCACCUUUGACCGAUUUGUGCUAAAGACAGAAGCAAAGAAAGAAGAGGCAAAUACAUACACACUCACACACACACUCAGUCUCUCGAGAAGAUAAAUUAAAUACACUCGCAACAUCAUCAUAACAUCAUCGUACCUUCUUCCUCCCCUCAGCAGAGUUCUCGUCCCUCAGAACGAGAAUAAUACUUAAAAUUAAGUAAUUUUAAUUAUUUUCUGUUCACGAUUUUAACUUGUUCCUCCCUCUCGUCCCGAUUGAUUAUAUAAAUUUCCUAAUUUAUUUUUUCGUCGACACACCUUCCCCCUCAUUCUUCGUCGUCUGCUCGUGUGUGCGUGUGUUCGUUGCUGCUGCAGAUCGGUGGUGCUCGAUUAGCCGCGUGUAAUGGCUUUUUUGCGUACAGUGCUGAGAAAAUGUGAUAGGAAGUACGUCGGCUUUCUGCAGAAGGACUUGUUGCUGUUGAAGAACCAACAUGCCAUCGCCGCCCUAAAGUCGACCGCGGCUGCCUGCGCUAACGACAAUGUGAACGCCUCCGCCUCCCCCAAGGAUCCCCUGGACAUCACCUUCGAAGACGCCAAGGCCGCCUUCAAGAGCAAGACGACAUGGGAGCUGGUGCGCGCCUACAUCGUCUACACCCUGUGCUCGUUCGAAACCCUCGUCGACCACAACAUGAAGCUGAUGAAAGUUUCUCGAGCCAUCCUCGGCGACCGUCUGUUCACCGCGCUGAUGAAGGGCACCUUCUACGGACAUUUCGUGGCCGGCGAAGAUCAGUACAAGAUUCGUCCAACUCUGGAGAGGCUCCGAUCCUUCGGUGUAAAACCGAUCCUCGAUUACUCAGUAGAAGAAGAUUUGACCCAGGAGGAAGCCGAGAAACGUGAAGUCGAAUCCUCUGUCCCCGAAGAUAAAGCAAAUGUCGAUGAUACCGAGUCUUUGAAGCAAUACAGCGUGGAUAAAACCUUUGCCGAUAGGCGGUACAAGGUGCAAUCAGCCCGUACAUAUUUCUAUCUUAAUGAAGCUACCUGCGAGAGGAACAUGGAAACGUUCCUGAAAUGCCUCGAAGCGGUUGCCGAUUACGAUAGCACAUCCAAGACUGUUCACGGGCCCCGCUCCACUUACGGCACCGGAAUCACCGCCAUCAAGCUAACUGCUCUCGGCAGGCCACAACUCCUCCUUCAAUUAUCUGAAGUAAUCAUGAAGGCCCGUAAAUACAUGACUGAAAUCGUGGGCGGCGAAGGUAACGUUCUCUCGCAUCAUACAACCCGUGAAGAAUUGGAGAAGAAGAUCAGAGAUGCUAACAUCACCGAUCAAGCGUCCGUCACUAAAUUCUUGGACAGCCUCACGGAAGAUAGCAAGGGCAUUAUGCACUUGUUCCCGUGGUCUGGAGUCGUUGACGAUAACCAAGAAUUGAGCAGCACCUUCCGUGUGCCAGACCUUAAGAGGGGUCGCAUGGUUCGCUUAAUCACCAAAUUGUCAACCAAAGAGGAAGAAAUGUUUAGGAACAUGAUCCGCAGAAUGAACACCUUAGUCAAGGCUGCCCAAGAUAUGGACGUACGUAUAAUGGUUGACGCCGAACAGACUUAUUUCCAACCCGCCAUCUCCCGUUUGACCUUAGAAUUCAUGAGGAAAUAUAACAAAGAAAAGGCUGUCGUUUUCAACACCUAUCAAUGUUACUUGAGGGAUGCCUUCAACGAAGUAACCACCGAUCUUGAACAAGCCAAACGUCAAAACUUCUACUUCGGAGCUAAGUUGGUUCGCGGCGCCUACAUUGAACAGGAAAGGGCCAGGGCCGCUGCCCUCGGCUAUGCCGAUCCAACAAAUCCCAACUUCGAUGCUACUUCUGAAAUGUACCAUCGCACUUUGACCGAGUGCCUGCGACGCAUCAAGGAAUUGAAGAAUCGCGGAGAAGACCAAAAGAAGAUCGGCAUCAUGGUUGCCUCGCACAACGAAGAUACCGUUCGAUUUGCCAUCGAGAAAAUGAAGGAAAUUGGCAUCGAGCCCGAGGAUAAGGUCAUCUGUUUUGGUCAAUUGUUGGCCAUGUGCGAUUACAUUACCUUCCCAUUAGGUCAAUCUGGUUAUUCCGCUUACAAGUACAUCCCAUAUGGUCCAGUCAACGAAGUGUUGCCAUAUUUAUCGAGAAGAGCUCAAGAAAACAAGGGUGUCUUGCAGAAGAUCAAGAAGGAGAAGAGGUUGUUGUCUAGCGAACUCCUGCGCAGGUUGGCCACCGGCAAAAUAUGGUACACACCCAAGGGCAACUACGUGCCUGUCUAAAGAUAACGAAACUUGAAUGUAUCGAUAAACCAAUUUAAAUGAAAGUAUUUUUUGUCCUGUUAUUUUUUAAUUUUGGACAAGGAAUAUAUACCUACUGUUUCGUAGAUAAGUAGUUUAAACAAAAAAAGACACUCCUACCGUCGUUAUAAAUGUAUAAAACAAAUUACCCCUCUCCGCCACCCCCCCGAAAAAAAAAUCAGAAAAAAAAAGAGCAAACAACUAAUGCAACUACUAUACAAGUUUGCGUGAUGUUCGCCAUUCCCACGUAUUUAAAUUAUUAAAUAAUCAAAAGAAAAGAAAAAACAAGUUUAAAAUGUCUGUUUCUCCUUAAGCCAGCCUAAAAGAGAGGUUUUCUAAUACGCAUUCGUCUCUUUCUCUGCGAGAAAGAACUCUUCGUAUUUACAAACCCGUCACGCAAACUGUAGUAAACUAAAAAUAAAAAAAA
Molecule: messenger RNA, 3014 nt
Organism: Nicrophorus vespilloides
Lineage: Eukaryota; Metazoa; Arthropoda; Insecta; Coleoptera; Silphidae
Gene: slgA
Product: proline dehydrogenase 1, mitochondrial
Exons: 10
Coding region: 686-2569 (627 amino acids)
Cellular component (GO): mitochondrion
Molecular function (GO): FAD binding; proline dehydrogenase activity
Source: RefSeq, a predicted model, not a curated record